This is a messenger RNA of Papilio xuthus (Asian swallowtail), 963 nucleotides long. RefSeq lists its product as uncharacterized. NCBI's taxonomy places the organism in Eukaryota, Metazoa, Arthropoda, Insecta, Lepidoptera, Papilionidae. The transcript is spliced from 5 exons. Bases 64 to 480 code for a protein of 138 amino acids. The record is from RefSeq and is a predicted model, not a curated record.
CCUGAACAUCUCUGGAGAGGUACAGCGCGAGUUACAGCGGGUACUGAAGCAGACGACAGCGGAAUGUGGAGGUGCGCGUGCGCGUUGGCGCUACUGUGCGCGGCACUCGCGCGCACUGAUAAUUACAAACGUGCUGAAUUGGCGACGGCUCCCUUCGUGCUGGGCUCACGCUACGGCCGCUCCUCACCGCGCAUGAUAGCACCACGCAACGACAGGUUCUUCAUGGGCAGUAGAUAUGGCAAGCGGUCGGAACCGGCCGUGCGCAUUCUGACCCCGCAAGAUGUAACAUGGCGCGAUGUUACAUCGCAAGAUGUGACGGCACAAGAUGUAACAUCGCACGAUGUAACAUGGCGUAACAUUGUCCGUUUAUGUGAACUGCAAGUGUUCGCACCGCUCUGUUCCCUACUACAACAUCCUUCGAAAUCUUUGUACAACAGAAUAGACCAAGAGCCAGCUGAGAAAAUGGACUACAAAGAAUAAUGCUAUAUCUCAAACACGACCCACAUCGCACACCGAACAGACUGGAAAUGAAUCAAUAUAAUAUAUUAAAAUAAUAUUCUAUUAAUAAUAACACUGUAGAAGAUGAUAGAACGGACAGACAGGAUUAAAUAAUAGUAAUAAAAGCUACCCUUCUUUUGUACCCUUACAUAUUUUAUAAACCAUUAUUUAAAUGUGGGGGUACAAAAAUAUCGUACGAAUCGGGUUAAGGCUGGAAACCUGAUUCGUGCAAUGACUUGAUGUAAAAAUUUUAGAGUAUUUUCAUCUUUUUGACUUCAUUACGGUAAACUCCACUGCUAUUGAAAUAUAUCUAUCUCUGUCUAAUUAAAGUACAAUAAAAAAGGAACACUAUAUUUGCAAUUUCCAACAAAAUAGAAACCCAUACAGAGUAUAAAAAAGAUGUACCGUUUUAUAGACGUUUGUAAUUUUAUAAUUUAUUUUAUAAAGAUUUGUGCAUCAAGUUGU